Messenger RNA from Daldinia caldariorum, 1765 nucleotides. RefSeq lists its product as uncharacterized. The transcript is spliced from 3 exons. The record is from RefSeq and is a predicted model, not a curated record. NCBI's taxonomy places the organism in Eukaryota, Fungi, Ascomycota, Sordariomycetes, Xylariales, Hypoxylaceae. Bases 401 to 1531 code for a protein of 376 amino acids.
GACACAACCUUCGACGGAGUUGGACGGAUAGCCCCUUGCUCCACUUGGACAAUACAGACAGGCAUUCCCUUGGGUCUUUAGUACAUAACCGCAGUGUCGGUGCUCAGGUUGUAGCUUGUUCGAGUUCAGCUCUUGAAAGUCCUCCAAGACCGGGAAUCUCUUCCCAACAAUAGCCUUGUCCACCUUUUUUUUUCUUUUCUUUUUUUUCCUCUUGCCUCUUGCCUCUUAACGAUCGCGAACCCCUCGGAAGAAAAAAAAAUUUAAGAAAAUAAAAAUAAAAAUAAAGAAGAGUUAUAUCUGUAGCCCCGCGCCUACGUUGCGCUUCGAAGUCGUCCCUCGUCUCCUCUCCCCCUCUAAUAAAUACUACGCAACCUAUCGAGUUAUAUCAACAGCGCACACAAUGGCCGCAGAGAAGCCGUCGGUACUUAUCAUCGGCGGGCUUGGUUAUAUCGGACGGUUCUUGGCCCGAUAUAUACACGAGAACGGCCUUGCAUCCGAGAUUCGGCUGGUGGAUAAGGUACUACCGCAGCUCGCUUGGCUCGCGCCAGAGUUCGAGACUGCGUGCUCCUCAGACAGAUUCAUACAAGCAGACGCAAGCAAAGAGCAGGCUAUGGGACGGAUAUUUGACCGGGCUAACGGUAAGACGUGGGAUUUCGUGUUCAACUGCGGCGGCGAGACGAGAUAUUCCCAGGAGGAUGAAGUAUACAAAGUACGGUCUCUAGGCCUGUCGUUAGCAGUCGGUAAGGAGGCGGCGAAGAGGGGAGUCAGGUGCUUCGUAGAACUGAGCACGGGUAUGGUGUACAAGGCGAAUUCGUCGCCGAGCAAAGAAACGGACAAGCUCAAGCCGUGGAGCAAGAUCGCCGUAUUCAAACUCCAGGCGGAGGAGGAACUCGCCAAGAUUGAAGGGUUAAAUCUCGUUAUCGUCCGAUUACCCCACGUCUACGGCCCGUAUGCAUCCCAAUGGGUGGCGACGGCACUGUGCAUGGCGCGCGUCUACCAAGCGAUGGGCGAGGACAUGAAAUUCCUGUGGACCAAGGACCUGUACACGAACACGGCGCACAUCGACGACGUUACACGGGCGCUGUGGUCGGUGGCCGCGUGGUACGACGCGGGCAAGGCCAACUGGGACGCGAAGAGCAUGGGGCCGACGCCGACGUUCAACGUGGUGGACAAGGGGGCGACGAACCAGGGCACGAUCGCGGAGAUCAUCGGGCAGGUGUUCGGAAUCGAGACGGGGUUCCAGGGCCAGCUGCUGAGCAACCUCGCGCGGCUCAACAUGGACAGCGUGGUGGACGACGUGAACGACGACGUGCUGGGCCCGUGGGCGGACCUUCUCGCCGACGCCGGGAUAACGCGGCCCGGCCCGCUGACUCCGUUUAUGGAAAAGGAGCUGCUGAAGGAUACGGACCUCAGCAUGGACGGCAGCCGGCUGGAGGCGGUGGUUGGGUUCCAGUAUCAAAAACCGGUCAUCACGAAGGAGUUGGUGGAGGAGGUGAUCGAGAGCUACAGGAGGAUGAAGUGGUGGCCGUGAUUGAUUUGAGAGAGGGAGAGGGAGAGAGAGCAGCAGCACUACAAUAACCAUUACCAUAACCAUAUCAUACAAUACCCAAUACCUACCUACCAUUGAUGGUUUUUUGUUUGAAAGCUCGAACAAUAAAGAAAGAGAAGAAGAAGAAGAAAAGAGAGAAUAUAACCUUACAUACCAUACCAUAUCAUACCCUCCCCAAAGAAGACAUUUCCUAACAAAAGACAUAACAUAUACUUA